Molecule: messenger RNA, 6246 nt
Organism: Schistocerca nitens (vagrant locust)
Lineage: Eukaryota; Metazoa; Arthropoda; Insecta; Orthoptera; Acrididae
Exons: 16
Coding region: 320-3598 (1092 amino acids)
Source: RefSeq, a predicted model, not a curated record
GCGCGCGCACGAGCACACCUGGCAGCGCCGUCUGUCCCAUCCCAUUACCUUUUGCCGCGCGUGCUGGCGCCAGUUAGUCUGCCACACUGCACCGAAGGUCGCCCUAGGCUCUGACUCGGCUGCCCCUCGCAGCUCUUAGUGCUGUCCUCAACCCCGCAUUCUGCGCAGUACCUACACGUCGUAGUCGAUCUGCACGCCACCUUCGCCAGAGCGUUGGUAGGCAAACGACACCUGAAGUGUGUCUAGAGGAGGAUCAACUGUAGGCCGUCGACAAAAUAAUACUGAGGGCUAGAGGUUUACGUUGUUAGUUGUACUCUCCAUGGCCUGCGUCAGCGCCAUCAACAACAACAACAACAACAACGUCGUCCUUGGUGGUGCAGUCUCAGAUUGCGACAACAUGAACGGAGUCACCGUCAGCGCCACCAAGCCGGGCUCGAAGCCGGAGACGGCGUACACUCGCGGCCAGGCCACGCUAUUCGGCUUCAAGAGGCGCCCGCUUCCCGCCGCCGCCAGCACACCCGCCGCUCCGCCGGACAACAGCGCGCCGCUCAGCAACGGCUCCUCCCAGGAAUCACUGACUGCUAUAAGUCCUAUCCAGUCCGGCAGAUCAACUCCUCGCUUGCCACGUUCGAAGAGGGAUAUUGACGGCAAUCAAACUGUAAGCAGUGGAUCCGCAUCACUGAGGCCAAACCGCUUUGGAUUCAGAGGGCCCUCUCUCACCAACAAGGUUGCAGACGUCAACCGUGACAUUCCCAUUGUAUCACCCAUCACUACUAACAGCCAUACAACUAGCAGCAGCAACAACAACAACAACAAUAAUAAUAACAGCAACAUUAACAACAACAACAGUGGCACUGUUGAAACAGAUAGCCAAGGAAGUGAGAAACCUAGGUCCAAAGGAGGAGGGCGAAAUCCACAGUCUGGUAUACCGAGACCGAAGGAAGCAGUAAGCAGUAUACCAGUGCCUGACAGCAACAGACAAGUAAAGCGAUCAGCCAUUCCACAGCCAAAUAAUGCUACAUGUGCUACACGCUUCACUCUGCAGACAACUCUCUUACCAAAACCUCAGUACCCUGUCAGGCUGACAUCUGUGGAUGCCGAGGAAACGGAGUCCCUCGCUCCUUCAAAGAAUGCCAAGACGGCGGCCAAUAAGAAGCGAGCAGGUCGUAUGGGCUCUGGAUCCUCUGGCAGCCGAGAGGAUGGCUCUGAUUCAGGGAUUGGUAUAGGAAAUGGAGAUUCUGACACACUACAUGGCAUUGAGCAGCUGGAACGCAGUCCUAGUGCUGGUCUUCGCAGGAAAGCUCGUCACCUUGAAGUAGUCUUGGGCAACAACAAGAGCUUUGAUGUCAGAGAUAUAACAGACAAAGAUAAAGAUGAAGAAGAUGAUGGACAGACAGUUAUUACUGAAAUAUCAGUCAUCUCACUGCCCAAAUCAAACUACCGUACAGCAUCUAACAAAAAGGCUGUUACUACCAGCGGGAUCAGGAGGCCGCUCAGAUAUCAGGGGUCAGGUAUACCGGCUUACGGUAAUGUGGGCUGCAGAACAGCUGAUGAAAGUUCUAUUGCAACAAACAGUGUCUCCUCUCCAUCUUCAGAAGAACACCGAGAUGAUGAUAGCUGUAGUUUGGACACAGAGGAGGCAAAAGUAUUUGACGACAGGGCACAAAAUGAGAAGUCUGCUCGUGACCUGCUGAGUGUUGGUGGAGGCCCAGAGGAAGAUUUGUGGGGCCAUGGUGAGGCAAUGGCAGAGGGGUACAGUAGUUCCGAAGGGGGUGAUGAUUGCCCUGUGUCAAUAUCUGCCACUGAUAACACCAACAGUUCAGAUGAUCUGUCUGUCAGUCGCUUAGCUGCACGUCAUCACAGCUUGCACCAUGCUAGGCCAGCAGGUUAUGAGCCAAACAAGCGCGUAACCAUCGAGGACACUUUAUUCGCUGCAAUAGCAGCGUCCUCUUCUGCAACACUAAUUGAGGAUGAGCGAAGCCCAGCUGAUAGUAUGAUAAGCAGUGGUUCAGCUAGUUCAGAGGCUUCAGAAGAUGUGUCAGAGUGUUUGGAUACACACAGCUUAGUACAGGAAUCAGAUCAUGUUGACUCUCAAGAAAAGGAUGCAGAUGGAUCACAGAAAAUUACAGAACGGCCAAGUUCAGUGGCAGUGACAUCCCACCCCCAUUCUCGUGAAGUUGCAAGUCCCUUAAGUCCGGGAACACCUACCAAUGCUUCGAACUCUCUUUCACUGUCUGAAGGGCGAGAUUUUCUGAUUGAUGAUGAAAUUGCUGACCAACCUGGUCUGACAUUUGGUGGUAGUGGCACUGCUGGCAGUGCAGCUGUUGCGGACCUCACCUCCUCAUCAGCAGGUUGCAGUAGCCUCCUGCUGUCAGUCACGGAAAAUACUACCACACUGGUUGAUUCCAGUCCUCGACCAGCAGUCAGACAGCACAUUGCAUCUCUAUCAGCGGAGGGAAGUCCAGGUCCGAAACGAGGUCGCCGAUUAAGCAGGGCUGGGUCAGUUGACACACUGUCUCCCUGUGAGAGCAUUGCAUCAGAUGAUCUCAUGCUGGACUAUGAACAGAGUGAAGGGAGCGCGUUUGACUGUACAGCAGAAAGCCGGCUUGAUGGAUCACUGGGUGGUCUCCAGUCCACUGGUGAUAGUGUGCAUGGGGAUUCUGAGGCAGACUCCUGCAAGUUAAACUCUAUUGGGGAAUGGUCAUCCGUGCUUAGAGCCAGCAUGAAGGAGGCUGCGUUGGUGGCGGGACGUCCAUCACGUGCCCUGAGAUCUCGUACCGGGAGCACACCGACACCAACUCCUGACUCGCCUAAGUCCUCUGUGGGGGCCAAGGCUAGUCCUCUCCGUCCUACCAGGCAGUCUUCUGCUUCGGCAUCUGGAUCGGACUGUGAAGAUGGUGGACUUUGGUUGGACCGACAUACGUACCAUUCAAUCUGCCAAGAUAUUGUCAAUCAUAAAACAAUGCUUUUGAAGUUGCUUCGACACCUGCAAAAGCCAAUUCAGAAUGAAGAGAACGGUUUGAUGAGGGCUGAAACUCUCAACCCAUUCGACACUCAAUUGAAGAAUGGUCUCUUCUAUAAUUUGGCAAGUACUGAUGGUCCUGUUGGUGAGACUGAUGAAACAAAUCGAUCUCCCCAAGAGGAACUGGCUGAUUUGAGGCGGCAGGUGGUUUUCCUCCAGCAGCAGCUAGAAGAUAAAGAACGAACCAUCCAGCUGCUUCAGGUGCAGAUCACGAAGUACACGGACAAAGCACGUGAGAACAAUGUGCACACAGACCAGGCAGAAACUGUCAAUGCUGCCACACAAACUGAGAGAUUGAGACCAGUCUCUGCUGGGCCUUCGUUGCUGCAGUCCCUCCCAUCAGACUCUGCAAAUGGGCCAUUGGUCAGUUCGAGUGAAGUGUGGCUACGGAGAGCUUCGACUGCGACCCGGCUGCCAGCACCUUCACCUACCGUCGCAAGGUUACCGAAGCGUGGGACAGCUGCCACAGUGCAGUCAAACUCUGCCCAGCUCCCAGUUCAUAGCCACACACCGUCCUCUGGCAUCCCAACGAGAAGGCCUCAGCAGCUUCCUGUCGUGACUACAAAGACUAGCUGACAAAGAGCACAGUAAAAACCUUCUACAAAUGUGCAAUAUUUUUCAAAGGUGCGCUAUUGACCCUCUCCACCUCCUUGAAAUGUGACUCCCCCAUUCUAGAAAUCCCCUGCCCACUGCAGCCCUACUUUUCACUUCAGGAGAUAAAUCAUUUUAAUCCAGUUUUCUGUUUAGAACAAGCAGACGCCAAAAAAAAUUAUACUUUCUCUAUUCUCCACCCUACUCAAUCCACUAAGAACAAAGAGUACACAAAUAUUUACCUGAUACUAUGCAACCAGUAUGAUCUGUUUUUAAUUACCUAAGGACUCUAUUAGGCUUACUGAGAGAUAGUUUUGUAACUUUUUGGGAUACUUCUUAAAUAUUUGAUGACUUUAAUGCCACUGACAGUCGUAUCAUAUGUCUGUUGUUGCCACACAAAAGUAAUUUUGUUUACAUAUUUGGUUACUCUCUUCAGAGUAAUACCAGGUUUGUUUCUAUCAGGUUCCAAUACUUGUGUGAAACUUUUAGGAGACUGAAGCUGUAACAGUGGUGAAUAGUGGAAUACAUAUAAGCAGCUAAGUUAGUUGAUCUCAGAGUUGUGAAGUCUGUGUAACUGCAGAUGUCUUUCAUUGUAGCUGUGUUUGGUGCGGGUGGGUGGGUGGGUAGGUGAGGUGAGGUUGUGUGUGUGUGUGUGUGUGUGUGUGUGUGUGUGUGUGUGUGUGUGUGUGUGUGUGUGUGUGUGUGUGUGUGUGUGAGAGAGAGAGAGAGAGAGAGAAUGAAUAUGGAUGUAACACAUUUCAUUUCUUUUAUCAAUAAAAUUGAUUGAAGAAGGAAAAAAUGUCACCUUGAGAGUCUGUGCAAUGUCACCCAUUCAUCUGAAUUACUUACGUAGUACCAGUAGGAACUGUGGGCCUUCUAGGUCUAUUCAACCAGUAAAAGUGUAAUAGAUACACUGUCAUUCUGACUCUUUUAAUAUAUUACAAGAAACUUUGUGUGUUGUUUCUGUGUGUGUAGUAUACAGUACAGUCAUAUUGGUGCUUUCAGUUUUCAGUGCAGUUUGUUUGUGUCCCAACUUUACACAGUGUUCCACUGUACAUAUUAGAAAAAAACAGGGUGUUCUUUCCAGCUGCUGAGACAUUCUGCAUCCAAUGUGUGGCCUUCAUGUUCUUAAAGACAGUCGGACAUUAACUUGAUAUCUAAUGAUUAUCUGAUGAAAACAUUAGGUGUGCAGAUUACCUGUAUAACAGAUCAUUUUGAACUGAUUAACAAGUAUUAAGAAAACUCAUACUAAAACACUUGUAUCAAUAAAACUAGACUUGUUACUCACUUGCCAGAGCAUACUGAAAGGAACAGAUAUUCUAGGAUGCUGUUGAUAAAUCCUCUUAUUGCAUAGCUUACACAACUACUUUUAUAGGAAAGCUCCCACAUGUCCAUGAGAGACAAAUUGCUUCGGUGGUAUAACUCCGUUGCUUUAAAAAAGUUGUAUAGUCUGGCAGGAAAUGGAGGAAUGUCAACACUGUGCAAUUGAAUACCAAAUUCUUCCACGACAUCUUGUUUUACUAAUCAGUUCAUCAUUGUUGAAUUAAAAUGUAAGUUGAUGUUCAUUACAUUUUCAUUUUCUCUCUAAUAUUGCCUAAAGAAACUUGCAGUUUCUGAACAUUAUAUGAAAGAUUUUAAAUAUUCAGGCCUUUUAUGGAUCAGUUUCAUAUAACGAAGUUCUGUAGAUAGUAAAAUUGAAACUUGUGUAUUGUGUAUAAUUAACAAGGGUUAAUGGUUCACAAGUAAACAAAUACAUAAACAUCAAAUAAGCUGACUGUAUCCCACAUCACAAAGUACCCAUUGUACUCAUAGAUGAAAAUGUGUAUUUCAUACUUAUUCUCUGAUGAAACUAGACCUAAUAAAGUGUAAACUUAUUUGUCAAAAGGCAAGAAAGGUACUUAAACACAAUUAGAUGUUUGAUUUUUUUUCCAUUGACUGUCAGUAACAACACAGCUGAAAUGACUCAGAUGUAAUAUAUUUUAAUAUGUAAUAAAAUAUGUAAAAUCAGUAAUCAUGUCUGCAGGUAGGGGGAUAAUUUCUUGUAUAACUAUCUUUCUAGUUGUGCAUCUGUAUGCAUAAGUACUGUGAUUACGGCUUUGCAGUAUUGUAAAUUUACAAUCAGAAACAUUCCUUAAAUGAAAAUUGUUUUUUGUCAUUGCUUUGUAAUAGUGUGUAAAUGAUCUCAUCAUUUAGUUAUAAUGUACUUAAGAAAGCUUCAACAUUUGCCUUCCCGCAAAUUGUACUUGGAGCACAAAUGUAAAAAUUGUGAGAGCACAAGAUUUGACUGUGUUUUGUAAUGGGUGAUACACACCAGUAUUCAAUGAGGAAAGUGAUAUUAACAUACUUCCUGCUGUUGCUAGUGCCAGCAAAAUUAAGUAAACAGUAUAAUUUAAAAAUAUAGUCUUAAAUAUCAUGUUGUUUCAUCAUCUUUCAGUUCUCUAAGUUCAGUAUUUCAUAUUUAAAUUCAUUCUGGAAAAGCAGUUGACCAUUUCAGUGGUGCAGGUUUCAUUCUCAAUCAUAAUUUUAUAAAAAAAAAACUAGAGUGGUACCAUCCAGUGCAGAAAAGAUAUCGAAUACAAGUCAAUGCGUGUGUAAAAUUUGUUUUAUUGUAAAAUAAAGUUUUUUGAUUAUGG